This is a messenger RNA of Anisakis simplex (herring worm), 2346 nucleotides long. The record is from the annotation of a GenBank genome assembly. NCBI's taxonomy places the organism in Eukaryota, Metazoa, Nematoda, Chromadorea, Rhabditida, Anisakidae.
AUGAUCGUAACGCUUCAUACAAUUUUCUUACUGCCGUUGGUUUAUUCACAAACCAGCGAUAUCUCUUUAAAAGACAAUCAACCCGAGAUUGAAAUGAUCACAUAUGAAAUAAAGCCAUACGUUUCUGGUAUUCGUGUAGUGAGUUUACCGAAUGAAAAUGGUUUCAUCAGUUAUACUGAAGCAGGCGAGAGUUUGAUCUAUCCGGACACGAAAGUUCGUGUUGUUUUAUUCGGUUAUCACUUGGAUAAGAUCGGCGUUAUAUCGUUGACGAUUGAUAAUUGCUUCAAUUCAUUGAUCAAUAUAACGCAUUCUGAAUUUCUUAUUCAAACUGUUAAACGUCUCGACUUUUUGGCAUAUUUUGUCGAAAAAGACCAACCAUACCGAAUAUGUUAUAAAGAAAGAAAAAGUGGUAAAGAGUCUGAAGAGGAAGAAGAAGAAGAUAUGAUAAUGAUCGAUGAAACUCGUGCAUGGAUCAGUACAGAAACACCGACACGAAUCUAUUAUCUGCCAUUAUAUCUACAAAUCGGUAUUGUUUUUGUGCUUUUCUGCUUAUCGGCACUUUUCUCUGGACUUAAUCUCGGACUUAUGGCUCUAUCACCACAAGAGCUGAUGCUCAUCCAGAAGUCAGGAUCAGCAAGUGAACGAAAUUAUGCAGAAACGAUUCUACCGGUACGCCAGUCUGGUAACUAUUUAUUGUGUACGAUAUUAAUAAUGAAUGUGGUCGUAAAUGCGGCUAUAUCAAUUCUAUUCGAAGAUAUGACUAGUGGAAUGUUAGCGUUCAUUAUUGCGUCGGUUGGAAUUGUGAUCAUUGGUGAGAUUAUUCCACAAAGUAUUUGUGUGAAAAAGGGUUUAGCGGUUGGUGCGUAUACAAUUUGGUUAACAAGAGCGUUUAUGAUUCUCACUUUUCCACUUUCGUAUCCAAUCAGUAAACUUUUGGAUAUAUUUUUGGGUGAAGAUACACCUGUUUAUGAUCGCAACAAAUUAAUUAAUUUGAUGAAAAUGACGACCAGUGAAGAAAAUCAAGAUCUAGCGGCUGAUCUCAAAAUUGCCGUCGGUGCGAUGGAAAUUUCCGAAAAAACUGUGGGUGAUAUCUUAACCAAAAUCGAGGAUGUGUUCAUGUUACCUGAAAAUAUUAAAUUGGAUGCAACGAAUAUUGCUGAAGUUAUUCGUCACGGUUAUACGCGAAUACCGGUUUAUCGAGGUGAGAAUCGUAACGAUAUUGUUUCGUUAUUAAUCGUUAGAGAUUUGGCGCUAAUAGAUCCGGAUGAUAAUUUUAGUGUAAAAAUGGUUUGUGAUUUCUAUAAACAUCCACUUCGAUUCGUCGAUCAAUCAACACCAUUGCAUUCGAUGCUUGAAGAAUUCAAAACGGGCGAUUAUCAUCUGGCUAUCGUCCUAUCGGCCACAAGUCGACUGGACGCGAAGAGCGGAAAACAGUGCAAAGAACCGAUUGGCAUUGUCACUCUCGAGGAUAUUGUCGAGGAAAUAUUACAGGCUGAAAUCGUCGAUGAAAGUGAUACAAUCACUGAUAAUGUUCAUCGAACGACCAGAAAAUACACCAAGGAACCAAAUGUGACAAAGAUUUUAAUGUUCGAAGAAAAAUGUAAUCCAUUAUCGGUGCAAAUGGAGGUGAUGACAUCACAUUUCUUGAGCAGUCACCAUGAAAUUUUUACGAGCGAUUACGUGCACGAACGAGCCAUUUCACACUUAAUGCGUAAAAAUAUCCGACAGAUAGAUUUGUCACAUUCUCCUCGUAUUUACGGGAAUAGAGCAAAGAAACAAGAAACAAUCGCCAUAUACCGUUCCAAUCAACCAUCGACUAGAUUUGUCGUGAUCUUGGAAGGGCGUGCAACGGUCAAAUUUCGUAAUAUGGAAUUCGAAGCAGGUCCAUGGAAGUGCUUCGGUACCGAAUUACUGGAUCAAAUUGAUGAGUUACUCAAUGAUGACUCUUUUGAAGGCACUCAGUGUGGUUUUUCUACCGGGUCAUCUUUGAUCACAACAUUGAUCAAUUCAAUACAGUUCACACCCGAUUUCGAUCUAAUCGUCACCGAAUUUUGUCGUUUCUUGCAAGUAACCGUGCCGGCCUACUUAAACGCCUAUCAUGUUACAUGUAUUGCACGAGCGGCACGUGAUAAGCAUAUUAAUAUGAUGGGUCCUCUAAUCAAGGCAUCGCUACGCUCAGAUAUUUCAGAUAGAAUGCAACGAGUUUCUGAAACACUUCUGAAACGAAACAGUUCAAAGAGCAGUUUCGACCCGCCGGGCAGUCGCAAGGAAGUUGUUGAAAAACGACGAUGCCAUAGUGAUUUUGGCAAACAUUUACCAUCUAUUUCGUCUAUUACCAAGCAAUAA